AUGCCUCCUUCCUGUCAAUACUACCUAACCUUCUUUGCCAUUAGUUUGCCUCGUUCGCCUUAUGGUACUGGCUGUGUGCCUGUUCAGGGUGGUUCGCAAGGCAAAGAUGCGAUAUGGAGGCGCAAGGUCCCCACAAAGUGUCUCGAUAGUGUCAAGGCGGGACACACAUUGAAGACGCUGUCGCAGCCGAUCCGGCCCCCCCGUCCGGUGGUUGCUUCCUCGGGAGACGCGACCACUCGGAACGCCGACGGCGACGAUGUCGUUGAUAAGCGAAAAGCCGUCGACGAGGUCAACAAGCUGAUUAAGCAGCCAGAGACGCGUCCUAUAGGUCAGGAGCAACUGGUGGCUCAAGUGAAAGGCAUAUAUGCUGGUUUGGUCAUGAUCGAGAACAAGUGCAUAAAGGUCGUCAAUGCACAGAACUCGCUAAACAACGAUUCGGCCUCCCCCCAGCUAAACACCGACCAAUGGCAAGCUUUGAUCGUCUUGCACCGGACGUUGCUACACGAGCACUACGAUUUUUUCCUCGCCUCUCAGCAUCCUUCGGCAAGCCCAGAGCUGCGUCGUCUGGCUGCCAAAUACGCAAUGCCGGCGCGCAUGUGGCGACACGGCAUUCAUAGUUUGUAA
Pyricularia pennisetigena is the source of this 624-nucleotide messenger RNA. RefSeq lists its product as uncharacterized. The coding region runs from base 1 to 624 and encodes 207 amino acids. Lineage: Eukaryota; Fungi; Ascomycota; Sordariomycetes; Magnaporthales; Pyriculariaceae. The record is from RefSeq and is a predicted model, not a curated record. The transcript has 3 exons. Gene Ontology annotation, molecular function: protein binding.